Molecule: messenger RNA, 1601 nt
Organism: Diachasma alloeum
Lineage: Eukaryota; Metazoa; Arthropoda; Insecta; Hymenoptera; Braconidae
Exons: 7
Coding region: 248-1366 (372 amino acids)
Source: RefSeq, a predicted model, not a curated record
UUUUCGUUAUCGCUGGCAGUUUCCUGUGGGAGAGCAAAUUCUCAUCAAAUUCUUGUAGAAUACGCACUUCCGUCAGUCAGCAAUAGCCAAUUUUUGCUCAACAUUCAACGCUAGUGAAGCUGUGCUCAAGAUUCAAAGACCAGUGGAGAUAAGGACUUGAUACUGUGUUGUGUUGAGUACAGUGAGAACGAAUUCUCAUUGCGUGUCAUUAAAGCUUUGUGUGAUUGUCAUUAAAUGAUAAUUCAGAAUGGCAACUCCCAGGGACCAUAGCAGGCCAGGAGUCAUUGUAUUAGGCGGAUGUGGCUUCAUUGGGCGGAAUCUUGUGGCUUACCUGAUUGAAAAUGAGCUGGUCUCUUUUCUGCGAGUCAUUGAUAAAGUACCUCCACAAACAGCCUGGCUCAAUGAUAAACAUCGAAAAAAUUUUGAAAAUCCUCUAGUCGAAUUUCGAAGUGCUAACCUCAUUAAUUCAGGUUCUUACCAAAAUGCAUUUGCUUGUGAUGAACCCAUCGAUUUUGUAUUCAACUGCGCUGGAGAGACUAAAAGUGGUCAAACCGAUCCCGUUUACAAGGAGGGCAUCUAUAAAUUGAGCAUGAAUUGUGCUCAGCAAGCUGCCAAACUCGGGGUUAAAAGAUAUGUAGAGAUAUCCGCUGGGAACAUGAGCUCAUCUGAAAAGGCGCCAUUGAAAGAGGACGAGACCCCGGAUCCCUGGACGUACGUUGCAAAAUACAAGCUGCAAGUAGAAAAUGACUUGAAGAAAAUUCCGGAUUUAAAGUACACCAUCCUGAGACCAGCAAUAAUAUACGGACCAGGGGAUAAAAAUGGACUGGUACCUCGUCUAGUCGUUGGUGCUGUUUACAAACACCUUGGCGAAAUGAUGAAGCUCCUUUGGGGACCAGACCUCCACAUGAACACUGUUCACGUCCGGGACCUUGUUCGAGCAAUAUGGCAUGUGGCUAACAGAGAUGACACUAUUGGUCAGACGUACAAUGUAGUCGACGAAGCCGAUUCGACACAGGGAUCAAUAAGUGCCAUUGUUUCAGAGAUAUUUAAUAUCAAUCAUGAUUAUUGGGGGACUGCAUUAUCCACUUUGGCUAAAACGGAUAUGAAUUCUGUAGUCGAAGAAGUGAAUGAUAAGCACAUGGGGCCGUGGGCGGAAGUCUGCAAUCAGGAUGGAAUACAGAAUAGUCCUUUGUCACCGUACAUCGAUCAAGAAUUACUUUAUAAUAAACAUCUCUACUUGGAAGUUGGAAAACUAGCCAAUACCGGGUUCACCUAUGACUAUCCUAAGCCGACGACAGCAGCUCUCAAAGAGGUUUUGGAGGAUUAUGCAUCGAUGAAAGUCUUCCCCCGUUCCUUGAUUCUGUGAAGGAUCCACUUGGGGAACCAUCACCAAGAUCCAGUCCAUUGCCACAUGGAAAUGAGUAGAAAAAAUUCACUUCGUGCCUAAUUAUACAGAAGAAUAUUUAAAUUUUAAUGCCUACAAUGUGGCCGUUCGGCGUAUUUUGAAGCUCUUUGCUAAAUUUUAAAAUCGUCACGUUUGAAAAAAUUUAAUCGAAAUACCUACCGAAUUUGCCAGACAAUUCUAUUGAAUUUUCUGUAGA